AUGCCCGUCAAUUUUCCAUUUACCUUCAGUUUCAAUGUUCCCGGACUCACAAAUCCUUUUGUACCACCGCCUCAGACUCCAACGCGUCGUCUGAACACCAGAGACGAUGAGCGGAUCAGGAGCCGGACUGUCAAUACAACAGCCCCUCUACCCACGGAGGACAAGUUCCAACGCCGACGUCCGAUACCGAGCCCUUCUCGGACUCCUCUUCCUCCUUUAUCUAGGAAGAGAGCUUGGGAUCCUGCCUUUGCGUCCCCCAGCGAAUCUGCCGCAACUCUCGCGUCGACGAGUGGCUAUAUCGAUACCCCAGCAAAGUACAGAGCCAUGGCUGCUCAGCAGACAAGAGGCACUAUCAGUAGGGACGAUUUCCAUCAAGUGGAGUACGUAGACGAAGAUGCUGUUGCAGAACUCCCGCCUGCUAAGCGUCGUCGCGGCCUCGCUGGAACAAUCGUCUCCACCGCCCUUAGUGCUGCCCUCAUCGGAACGGCAGUAGGUUUAACCGUCUACCGAUUAUGGAGAGAUCGAGGCAAGGAAGCAGCAGAACUACCACCCCCUCCCUAUCAACAGGGCGGCUGGACCCCCGUUGACCAGCAGCAGCCCCAGCAAUCCCAAAUCGAAGAGCCAAAGGCCAUACAAGCUCCCCCAACUACCCCUCGCAGUCGCAAAACGCGACAUGUUGCGGGAUCCACACACAAACGCCAUCGCCCACGCCCCCGUACACAUGCACAACAAGUCUUCGCCCCCGUCGCUUCCACAUCCAGGGCUCAGGCCCUUACUGCACCCCCACCUCCAGAAUUCGACUUCACCUCCACUGCCGACGACCCCGUCGACGAGCAGAUGGAUUGGAUUGGCGACAAGCUCGCCAAGCUGAUUGAAGAGGGCAAGAAGGCCCUUGGAAAGGAAGUUGUCGUCAUGAGCGACGCUAAGGAAGAUGAGGAAGACGAUGGUAGCGGUGCCUGGGAAGAAGAGGAUGACCAUCUAGCUUCUCCCACCCGCAAAUCUCUUUCUCGUCGAAGCUCACGUCGACAGCUGAACCCCCCUACCGCUCUUCAAUUCACCCGUUCCCCACCACCCUCAUAUUCCCCGCCUGCUAUUGCCGCUAUAUCCUCAGCUCCCUAUCACUCCACACAUUUCGAACCGUCCUCCUUCGAUUCCUCUCCUCGGUCUCUUCCUCACACUCCCCCUUCACGACCCUCUCACGUACGCGGCGUUUCCGUCGAUGCGGAAUUGGGCUUCAACCACCGUGGAUGGAAAGAAGAGGAAACGACCUGGGAGAGCCCAGAGUUACGCGAAUCUAUGUCUCGUGCGCGAGCUAGAUUCGCUCGUAAUACCAACGGUGGGACAUAA
This is a messenger RNA of Pleurotus ostreatus (oyster mushroom), 1347 nucleotides long. RefSeq lists its product as uncharacterized. The record is from RefSeq and is a predicted model, not a curated record. Bases 1 to 1347 code for a protein of 448 amino acids. The transcript has 3 exons. NCBI's taxonomy places the organism in Eukaryota, Fungi, Basidiomycota, Agaricomycetes, Agaricales, Pleurotaceae.